AUGCAAAAGCGUGUAGCGCACUGGGUGGUGCACCAGUGGCGACUGUAUGAGCGGUCGCUGUGCUCGCUGCUGGAGCUCCAGGCGCGCAAGGGCGCGUACUGCUGCUCGCCGCGGUACGUGCUCGCGCCGGAGUACGGGCCGCACCUCCUGCCGCUGCAGCUGACUACGCAGCGCCACUCGCCGCCACCAGCGCACUUGUAG
This is a messenger RNA of Parnassius apollo (apollo), 201 nucleotides long. Lineage: Eukaryota; Metazoa; Arthropoda; Insecta; Lepidoptera; Papilionidae. The record is from the annotation of a GenBank genome assembly.